Molecule: messenger RNA, 1006 nt
Organism: Aspergillus welwitschiae
Lineage: Eukaryota; Fungi; Ascomycota; Eurotiomycetes; Eurotiales; Aspergillaceae
Exons: 4
Coding region: 74-946 (290 amino acids)
Cellular component (GO): cytoplasm
Molecular function (GO): oxidoreductase activity, acting on the CH-OH group of donors, NAD or NADP as acceptor
Source: RefSeq, a predicted model, not a curated record
AUUAAUUCCCUGACCCCCUCUUCGUCAGAUCGACCCCAACUUCACCUUUAAUUCAAUCUUGUCUUGAGGCACCAUGUUCGGUGACUUUCCCGUCGACAACAAGAUCGUCCUGGUGACUGGGGGAGGAUCCGGGAUCGGGUUGCAGCUCUGCCGCCAGGCCGCCGCCAAAGGCGCCCGUAUCAUCAUUGCCGAUCUGCGCCUCAUUCCCGAAGCCCAACAGUUUGUCGACAGCUCCGACGCCGUCAUCUUCCAGCGCUGUGACGUCCGUAACUGGAGCGACCUGCAAGCCCUCAUCCAGCUCUCCCAAGACAAAUGGAACGACGUUCCCGAUGUGUACGUCGCGUCAGCGGCCAUCUUUGAACCCUCAUGGUCCAGUUUUUGGGAGGACACUGAGUCGACCGACUACGCGUGUAUCAACAUCAAUGUCAACCACCCCAUCAAGCUUACUCGACUGGCCAUCCGAGCUCUCCUGGGUAAGGACAAGAAGGGUGUCGUAUGUCUGGUCUCCUCUAUCGCGGGAAUAAGUGCUUCCAUCCGGAGCCCCUUGUAUUGUGCAGCCAAACACGCCAUCUGGGGCUUCGUCAAGUCGAUGGCCCCGCUUGACCAAUUGGAGGGCGUGAAAGUCACCUCCAUCUGUCCAGGCGUUGUCCCGACGCCUCUGUGGGACACCGUCCCCGGUAUCCGCAAGCAACUCUCCUAUGAUAGAGUGAAACAUGUUCCGGCGGAAGAAGUGGCAGAGUACAUGCUCGAGCUUAUCCAGCAGGGCAAAUAUCCCGGCGGUUCGGUAGUUGAGAUUACCAGCUCCGGCCCGGAUGGACGCAGAGUCAUCCCGCCGUGGAAUGUCUCGCCACCAAAAGUGUAUGCCGGUGCGGAUAAAGAGAUGCUGGGUAACUUUAUCGAGCCCGUCCGUGCGGCGUUGAAGAAGGAGCGGAAGGCGAAGCUGUAAUCACUAUACCCAUUAGCUAAUGCGUUCAUCAUUGAAGACAUCCAUACACCAUGAUGAAAC